GAUAUUUCCUGUGUCAUUGGCAGCUAUGGUAUAGCGCCAGUGCCAAAAACCGGUGUGCCAUCCAAUGUAUUGAUACACAGGGUCACAACCUUAAAGAGAGCAGAAUGAACAGACUUACUCUCUCAACUUCACUAUGACCCUUCUAACCGUGGCUAUCCUGUCAUGCAUCCCGUUUGUCUGUGCCUCACUACCCAGCCUCAAUGGUACAAGCAUCCCCACACUCGAUGUCAUCAGCUCUCCAUCCUACAGUUACACCAGAUCCUUGUGGAAUAUCAUCUGGAGCUGUUGCUUGACUAUAUUCGCAUGUACAUGGACUUCAAUCCAUCCGAACAUUCCGGGUAUAAACGAGAGCAAAGUUGCCAAAAUUACUCGUCGUAUAUUACUCAUGGGGCUCGCAAUGGCUGCCCCAGAACUCGUGGUCACCUGGGCUUUGCGGCAAUUUUUUAGUGCUCGUAAAGCUGCAAAGGAGGUUACAGGAUGGGGAAUGACCCAUGGGUUCUUCGCAUGGAUGGGUGGAUUCAUUCUCUACGUCAAUGGUUCGCCACGGGCCACUCUUACACCUGAUGAACUCCUGCGGUUCGUUCGUGAGGGAUCCGUCGACAUGCCUGUCAUCACAGAGGCAGAUAUAGAUGAUAAAAGUAAGGAUGACGGACUAUCUAAAGGCGUCACCAUUCUUCAACUGGCGUGGUUCGUCACCCAGCUCGCCGCCCGUUAUCGCCAGAAGCUUCCGAUCACCCUGAUUGAAAUCGACACCCUGUCCGUAGCUGCUCUGACCUGCAUUUUCUAUCUCUUGUGGUGGAAAAAGCCCAAGGAUGUAGGACUUCCUUACGCCGUUCAUUGGAAGGGAGCCACAUCACCCAGCGACUUAACCUACGACAAGUCAUUUUCACCUUUGGAAGUUAUGGUACAUCCCCUUGAGAGUCUUAUGGGAAAUCAGGUCCUCAUUUCUGCCUGGGCUGUCCGUUCUCGUCGUGUUCCAUCUCUAGGUGGCUAUGGCGAGUCUCAUGCUGUGGUCACACUUCUCAUUGGAUGCACCUGUGGGAUGGUGUUCGGAGGGAUACAUUAUCUGGGAUGGGACUACCCGUUUUUACAACAGAGGAAUUGGCGCGUGUUUGCCGUUUGGAUAACAUUUAUGCCGAUAAUCUUUCUUCUUACUAUUGGGUAUGAAAUGUGGCGGGGCGACAGCAAUGUGAGUCGUAAAAAGAAGAUGACAACGAUGAUUGCAGUUUUCAUCGUCAUGAUGUAUUUUGUUGGACGGGUUGCACUAAUUGUCUAUACGAUACAGAGCUUACGAUCACUGCCUCCAGCUGGUAUAUAUGAUACAGUAUCUUGGACUGAGUAUAUUCCACACUUGUAGUUUUAUUACAUUGCCGUGACGG
Molecule: messenger RNA, 1379 nt
Organism: Suillus clintonianus
Lineage: Eukaryota; Fungi; Basidiomycota; Agaricomycetes; Boletales; Suillaceae
Exons: 3
Coding region: 134-1357 (407 amino acids)
Source: RefSeq, a predicted model, not a curated record